Anopheles coustani is the source of this 1887-nucleotide messenger RNA. RefSeq lists its product as uncharacterized. Lineage: Eukaryota; Metazoa; Arthropoda; Insecta; Diptera; Culicidae. The coding region runs from base 169 to 1539 and encodes 456 amino acids. The record is from RefSeq and is a predicted model, not a curated record. The transcript has 3 exons. Gene Ontology annotation, molecular function: protein binding.
CGCAGCAACUUGUUGUAGCUUGGCUCAUCAAACAGUGAAUUCUCUGGGAGGAUUAAAAUCCUCCUGCAUCCGAGCGCUAGUGCAACCAGUGCAUUGGUCUUGCAGUGACCCAGGCCGGGCGGUAAAGUUGGCCCCUACCCGUCGAUGCAGCAGUGAGUGCGAAAAGCGAUGUGGAAAUAUGUUUCCCGUCGUAUACGCGAUGUGUACGACAAGACCGCAAAUGUACUAGAGGUACGCCGCACCUGGAACUGCGGCCAAGGGGAGCGAUUCUGCGCCGACAAACUCUCGGAGGAGGAUGUUGGCGCCGGUGAGGACAACGGAGCGAAUGGAAGGCGCUACUGUUUGUUGCAGGUUGCCCGGCCUAAUCAGCUGGGCAGCGGGUCGCAAAAGGAGUACGGUACCGGGUCGAAUAGCAGCGAGCGGGAAGGCUUCAAGCGGAAGGAUUACCACCAUCCGCAUUUCGAGCAUUCGUGGCUCGGGGCAAUAACAUGGACCAGUGCCAUUAUCUGUGGAUGGUAUACAAGCCAGUUGUUAUGCCUUUAUCGUCGGACCCAGCAGUUGGAUCAGCCCUCCGGUCGCUGCGUUCCCACGCAGCUUCUUCGAGCCGCAUCCGAGCGUGGUAGGCUUUCGGCGAUUCACUGUGAGGCACUUUCACAGUACUUCGGGCUAAGACCUGCUGGUAACUUUCCAUCCAUACGUCACGCACCGUCCAACGACGCGGAUACACUAUACGUCGACGAGAAUCCGAAGAGCAACGCCCUCUUAUCGUCAUUGGUCCCAUUCGUGCCCUUCCGUGAGCAGGAUUUUGUGGACUACACCGACCGCAACCGAGUCGAUGUGAGGAACUUCGUGUUCCACAUCAACAAUGAUCGAAAACCCACCAUAGUUCCCCGGCCAACCGAAUCGUCGUCCUCCGUUGCGACUGAGUUGCACCUGGUCAACGAACCUUCUUCCCCCGAAGUUCCCAAAGAAUCGGAAACUGUCGAUGGUGCAUUCAAAAAUUUGCUCUCCGUUCUGGGAGAGAUUGAAUUUCAAUUGGGGCGCCGCAAUUUAGAACUGGGCGAAUAUUCUGCGGCCGUGUCUCACCUGAAGCUUGGCGCCAGUCAUCAGCAUGCCGGGGCAGCGUUCAAUCUGGGUAUAUGCUACGAGCAGGGAUAUGGCAUGCCGAAGGAUAUGCGUAUGGCACUGGAAUGCUACCAGCUUGCCGCCGACCAGGGUCACCCGCAGGCAAUGUACAAUUUGGGCGUAUUCUAUGCCCAAGGACUCGCCGGUCUACGUCCGAGUCGUUCAACGGCGAAAAAGUACUUUGUAGCGGCGGCCGAGCUUGGCCUAGAGGAAGCAAUUGCUGCCCUCGGACCAAAGUACCGACCGAGCCGGAAGGAAUCCUUUGCAUCCAACGAAAUCCACGAGCACCAGUCGGGUACAGAGAUUUUGCCCUCGGCCUAUUUUUCGCUCUACAACGUGGAUCAGUUUCAUGCGCAAAAAUACACCGGAGAACGAUCGAAUGUGCAGCUUCAGCUUACCUCCGCUAGAGCAUAGACUAGCCAUCUGGUGCUAGGAAUCCCAAUGCAAUGCAUGCAAUCCCGGCUAGUAGAAUCAGUAUCCUUUUGCCAUUUAAUGAGUGUGUUGGUUUCCCAAAUCCCUUCUUUAGCUACCAUUUAAUGCUUGAUAUCGUUUCUAACGUAAAUGAAAUGCCAUUCGCAUGUAGACGAGACAUGUUUUGUCAGGUUUUGCUUUGUCUACGAAACGUUAGAUUUGUUUUAUGGUUUUCAUGGUAGCUAACAAUCCGUUUAUUGUGGUGUUCGGGUUUUAUCAUCAUUAUUGUGCUAUUGCUGGAUCAGAGAUCAUUGAAUGAAAGUUAAUAAACAUAACCAAAACUAACCUGUG